AUGGUAAAUUGGUCAAAUCUCCCUCUGGAGCUCCUCGACCUCAUUGCCUCCAAGUUUGAUACCCCGUUCGUCACUUGCCCUUUACGUUCUGUCUGCUUUACGUGGCGGUUCUCUAUCCCCCAAUCUCUCCCUAUAUUUUUUCCUCCUAUAAAAAUCUUCAACUCUAAUGUCCAUCACUGUGACCUCCGCCUUACUAAACAAACUUUUUUCCAACUUUCUCCUUCCUUUGACCACGACGCUUCCGAGUGGCUCAUCAAGACCGAGGAGCACAGCCCCGGGGCUCUCCAUUUGUUCAAUCCCUUUUCUAGGACCCUCAUUAAACAAUUAGCUCCUAAUCUUCCUAGAAAAUUUGAUCUAACUAAUAUUAAAAUCAAAGAGUUGGAUAGUGAGUACGUGUUACGUAACAUUAUUAUUAGUCCUAGUACUAGAAACAUGGAUUACUACAAUAAUAUGGAGCAUCAAAAGGUAACCGUUACCUUCCUUAAUUCUAUUAGUAAUAAUGUUAAUGUUGAUUAUGUUAUUUUGUCCAUGCAUAACACGAGUAAAUUACUUAUGUAUCAGUCCAAAAUUGAGUCAUGGGAAUUUUUGGAUGAUUAUACUUUGGGUUAUGAUGAUAGGAGUAUAUAUAUUAAUGAUUGGUCUUUGCACUAUGUGGAUGUAGUAGAGUAUGAUGGUACAUUUUAUGUUGUCACGAAUUCAGGUAGGACGGUAGCCAUUAAGGUUAUUGACUUUUCAGUCACAAUAACAUUAGUAAAAACUGUUGUUAUUGGUGGUGAUAAAAAAUGUCUAGUGAAAGUAGCGGAUGAUCUGUUAAUGGUGGACUUGUAUACCAAUUUGACUCCUGAACUUAUAAAGGUACACAGGGUUGAAAUUUUCAAACUUGAUAAAGAUGGACAGAAUUGGAUAUUGGUUACGAAUUUAGAGGAGCACACAAUUUUUUUAAGCAACCAUUCUUCAUUUUCCACGAUUGGUUUAAAAGGAUGCAAAGGCAAUUGCAUUUACUUUCAUUUUAAGAAUUUAGAAAGUAAGGAUUCAUAUUUUUCGGAGAUUAAAGAGGGAGAUUUUGAUGAAGUUGAUGAUUUUGAGUGGAAAAGUGAUGAAGUUGGUGUUUUUGAUUUCGAAAAUGAAACUUGUGGACCUUUGGAAAAAUAUUUGGAAGGUUCUCAACCAUAUUUUUGGCCUCCGCCAGGUUGGGUUACUUUGGCAUGUAUUACAUGA
Molecule: messenger RNA, 1218 nt
Organism: Chenopodium quinoa (quinoa)
Lineage: Eukaryota; Viridiplantae; Streptophyta; Magnoliopsida; Caryophyllales; Amaranthaceae
Product: F-box protein SKIP23-like
Exons: 1
Coding region: 1-1218 (405 amino acids)
Source: RefSeq, a predicted model, not a curated record